Molecule: messenger RNA, 2439 nt
Organism: Coturnix japonica (Japanese quail)
Lineage: Eukaryota; Metazoa; Chordata; Aves; Galliformes; Phasianidae
Gene: CCDC77
Product: coiled-coil domain containing 77
Cellular component (GO): centrosome
Source: RefSeq, a predicted model, not a curated record
UGUCGGGCCCGAGGGCGGGGGAGGGGAGGAGCUGUUUUAACUCAGGUGUCUCCGUGGUACCCCCUGUGUAUGGACCUGGAUGGUAGCGCUGGGUGAUAUAGGGAAGAUACAGGGAACAUCGCUGUGCGCCCCGGUGGCGCAGUGGUAGGAAUGCCGCGUUGUAACACCAGGGCCCUGGGUUCGAAUCCCCCUGUGGGGCAAGAGGUAGAAGUGCCGCUGUGCUACACAGAGGCUCGAAUCCCGGGGGUUGGACUCGAUGAUCUCUAAGGUCCCUUCCGACCCACACGAUACUGUGAUACUGUGAUCGCUGUGUAUAAAGAUACCUGAGGCGUGGGCAUCAAAUGGGUGAUAAAAGCACGCUGGCGACCCCUCACAGCACAUCCAGAUCUCAGCCUCGGAGUAAAGGGGACUCCACUCCUCUCCCUUCCAUCAAUGAACGCCUGGCCUUCCUUCGCCCUUCCCGGGAGCUGCUGGAAUAUUACCGCAAGAGGAUUGCUGACUUUGAUGAGGAGCAUGAGGAUCUGGUAAAAAGGCUGGAGAAGUAUAAAGAAACAUACGAUGAGCAGCACAAACUGCAAUGGGAAGUACGUCAGCGAGAAGAGGAGAUUGCAGAGUUGCAAAAGGCUUUGAGUGACAUGCAAAUCUACCUCUUCCAGGAGAGGGAACAGGUACUCCGGCUUCACUCUGAGAACGACCGACUGAAAAUCAGGGAAUUGGAAGAUAGGAAAAAAAUUCAACAUCUCCUGGCUUUAGUGGGAACAGACGUAGGAGAAGUUACAUAUUUUCACAAGGAGCCACCACAUAAGGUUACUGUUCUGCAAAGGCCAGCUAAAUCCAGGGACUCACAUGAAGGAAACGACAGUUCUAGAACAGGCACCAAGAGGAGCACUUCGAAACAAGCAGGAAAAGGAGACAUACAUGAAAGUCCUGAGAGAUAUCAGAGGGACAACCAAACACUUCUACUUCAGGUGGAGGCCCUGCAAGCUCAGAUAGAAGAACAGACACAGUUAUCCAAGGAACAGCUUCAGGCAUUUCUGGAGGACAGAAAGAUUCACAUGGAAGAAGCCCAGGUCCAGCAUCAGAGAGACCAGGACAAGAUUAAAACUUUAACAGAUAAACUCAAUAAGACUCAAAGUCUCUUAUAUGAGAGUACUCGUGACUUUCUCCAGCUGAAGUCUGAUGUUCGAGACAGUGAGAAAGCGUGGAUGGUAGAGAAGGAAAACCUGUUGAGGAAGAUUGACAAAGAUUCGGAUCAGCUUAUCAGGAGGGAGGCAGAAAAAGGGAAGAAGCAGAGAGAUACCAAGAAGGUGCUUCAAGCAGAUCGUGAAGCUGGGAAACCCCACAGUAGAGAAGUAAAGACACUGCAAGAAGAACUCAAGAAGGAGCAGCAGCUCUCAAACAUGUACAGAGAACAGUGCAUCACCCUGGAAAGCCAGCUGGCUAGGAUUUGUGAAGAGAGAGAUGCUGGCAGAGAACUCUUUGAGAAACGUUCAGAAAAGAUGGGGAAGCGCCUGAAGCUGGUGACUCAGCGAUAUGAGGCCUUGGAAAAACGUCGUAAUAUGGAAGUGGAAGGCUUUAAGAAUGACAUUAAACAGCUUCGGCAGAAACUGAAAGAUGUAGAGAAACAGCUUUUUAAGGUGACUCUGAAUAUUGGACCAGACCAGGAUCUUGCAAUUCUACGUGAGGUUCGUCAAGGAAACAGACUAACCCAUAACAUUCAAGAAGAAUUAAAAUACUUGAAAGCAAAAAUCUAUGGCUUAGAGAAUGAACUACGAGUCUGCUGAAGCUGAAGUUUUAGUUGGCAUCAUAGUUGUAGGAAUGGGACAUUGCCUGUUUACUGGCAUCCAGUAACGGAAUGCUUGAAGAAGUCUGCAGUUCGGAAUGUCAUAACAUCUGUCAAUGAUACAUGAGCCAUUUCUAACGUGCCAAAUUAGGUUGCUAUGUUUGUUGAUAGGCACCUGAUGAGUCUGCUACAGAAAGUAGCAGAAGGCUGGAAUAUUCCUAUGACUUUUUCUUACUUUCAUAUCUGUAGCGUAGGGAGUGGUAUAUACUGGUCUUAAACUUCAUUUGGAGCAUAUUGGAAAGUAGAAAUGUAAUAUUAACAAUCACUGAGGGAUCUAGUUCAAGAUCUGAAUCGCUUGGCUCACCUUUUCCUAUGUGACAAAGAGCUUUUAAAGUGCAUUCAAUGAUGAUUGUUUUGGUACCUAAGCAAUUCAGGAUGGAACUGGGAAUUUUCUUUGGAAGAUACCUCGCAUGGAAAUUUUGUACAACAUUUUAUAGAACUCAUCUGCAAGAAUGAGCAAUGUCUACUCUUGUUUCAAAUAACUGGGGGGAGUGAGAUACCACACUAUCAAGAAUCAUCUUCCCAUCCCCUUUUUUUCUAGCCCCUCUUGACUCCUGCAGGAAGUUCAUAAUAAAAGGCAUAUACUAUCUUCAUUA